AUGCCUCGCUUGCCCCCGACGAGUCGUCGCCCGCGCCAGGCGGCGGCUGCGUCUGUAACGCCGAGUCAGGCGCGCAUCAAGCUCCAACCGUCGCAAUUGCAAGCGCUUCUGGCCCUGAACCAGGCAUUGACUUUGUGGAUGAAUUGCACCUCGUCAAACGUGUUCUGUCAUGAGUGGAAGAGCGGAGUUGCGGGCUUGAAGUGUAACCAAGACGGCAUGGUUACUGAGCUGUCCGCACCUUUCGUCCUUGGUUCGCAUGGCAACGUGCCAGCAGACAUCACAGCCCUCUCUGCGCUUCAGAAACU
Molecule: messenger RNA, 305 nt
Organism: Closterium sp. NIES-65
Lineage: Eukaryota; Viridiplantae; Streptophyta; Zygnematophyceae; Desmidiales; Closteriaceae
Source: the annotation of a GenBank genome assembly